Molecule: messenger RNA, 887 nt
Organism: Paramecium primaurelia
Lineage: Eukaryota; Ciliophora; Oligohymenophorea; Peniculida; Parameciidae
Source: the annotation of a GenBank genome assembly
AUGAAAAAGUAAUAUGAAUAAUUGCAGGUUGAUGAACAGGGUAGGUACUUAGCAAUGGAAAUAUAUAAUUAUUUAUAUUUUGAAACAAAUAUCUAAUAAAAGAUUAAUAAUUUAAUCAAUUGCAAUUCUCAAGAAUUAGAUGAACCUAUAACUAUAUAAGAAUUGGGGAUUGGAAAUAAGAUUAUAAUUGUAUUGUCAUAAUAACAAUUAAAUUAUUUAGGAGAAAAUUAUCAGGAGCUAGAAUGCAAUAGAUUGAUUAAAUUUGGAAAAUACAUAUCAAAUACUUUUUAUUUUGUGGAGAUAUAGAGUAAUAAUCAAUAGUUAUAUAUGGAUGUUUUAGAAUAGCUUAGAAGGAUAGGUUAUGAGAUGGUGGAAGUUUAUGUUAAUAGAAAAAAGUAGAAAUACAAGAAUUAAUAGAUAAUUUAAUUAAAAUAAAAUAGUUGGAAAUUAUGCAUAUAUUCAAAUAUCAAAAAAUUUUAUACCAAAUUAAUAAAUGAUCUCUUAGAAAUGAAAUUUAAUGAAAAGGAGUAUCUCUAAAUAUUUUAAGGAGGCUUAAAAUUAUCUGAAUUAUAAAUUGACAUAGGGAAGUAUUAAAUAAAACAUGAAAAAGACAUAAGUAUGUUGGAUUAAAUAUUAUUGGGAGAUUAGAAUUGUAAUUAUUAUGAUUUAAUAAAUUUAGAUAAAUGUGUAUCUCAUUAGAUAGAUCAGUUUACUCCAGGAAAUUAUUUGACUAUAAUUGUUAGAUGUGAACAAUAAUAAAUAGACAAUACAACUUGUCUUCACCCUGAAACUAGUCUUAUUAGGUAUUUUAUUUAAUAUUAUAUAAUUUAAGAGGUUAUUAUGAAGUACAAGAAAACUAUUCCAAAUUAUAACAAUAAAACUUUUGA